GGUAUUACCCCAGAUAUGAUGAAACUCAUUAUCGAAUACGCCUACACAAGGACAGUGCCCAUUACAGUGGACAAUGUGGAAAGGCUCCUCGUAGCCGCCGACCAGUUUAAUGUGAUGGGUAUCGUCAGAGCCUGCUCCGAUUUUAUGAAGUCUCAGCUCUGCUUGGAGAAUUGUAUUGGCAUCUGCAAAUUCACCGAGUAUUACUACUGCCCGGAGCUACGACAGGCCGCCUACAUGUUCAUCCUGCACAACUUUGAGGAAAUGGUAAAAGCGUCUACUGAAUUCCUGGAGCUCUCGGUCAAUGAGUUUAAGGACAUCAUUGAAAAGGACGAACUCAACGUGAAGCAGGAAGACGCGGUCUUCGAGGCCAUUCUCAAGUGGAUCGCCCAGGAACCUCCCAACCGGAAACAGCACAUGGCGGUCUUGCUACCGAAGGUCCGUCUGGCCUUGAUGCAUGCAGAGUAUUUCAUGAACAACGUCAAAAUGCACGAUUAUGUGAAGGACAGCGAGGAGUGCAAGCCCAUCGUGAUCGAUGCCCUCAAAGCCAUGUACGACCUGAACAUGAACGGCCCGUCGAGUUCCGACUUCACCAAUCCACUGACGAGACCCCGGCUCCCUUACGCCAUCCUGUUUGCCAUCGGUGGUUGGAGCGGAGGGAGCCCAACCAAUGCGAUUGAGACAUACGACGCCCGGGCGGAUCGUUGGGUGAAUGUGACUUGCCAGCAGGAGAGUCCCCGGGCGUACCACGGCGCUGCCUACCUGAAGGGCUACGUCUACAUCAUUGGCGGGUUUGACAGCGUGGACUACUUCAACAGUGUCAAGCGGUUUGAGCCCAUCAAAAAAACCUGGCACCAGGUGGCUCCCAUGCACUCCAGGCGCUGCUACGUUAGUGUCACCGUCCUUGAUAACUUCAUCUAUGCCAUGGGUGGCUUUGACGGUUACGUGCGCCUCAACACGGCAGAGAGGUACGAGCCCGAGACCAACCAGUGGACCUUAAUCGCUCCCAUGCACGAGCAGAGGAGUGACGCGAGUGCCACGACACUCUACGGAAAGGUUUACAUUUGUGGUGGUUUCAAUGGGAACGAGUGUCUCUUCACGGCGGAGGUCUACGAUGCCAAGGUGGAUCAGUGGAGCUUGAUUGCACCCAUGCGUAGCAGGCGCAGUGGGAUCGGCGUGAUUGCGUACGGAGAACACGUCUAUGCAGUAAGGCUGGGGUCCUCUUGGGCUGGUAAUUUAAUUUAA
Notechis scutatus (mainland tiger snake) is the source of this 1242-nucleotide messenger RNA. Lineage: Eukaryota; Metazoa; Chordata; Lepidosauria; Squamata; Elapidae. The record is from RefSeq and is a predicted model, not a curated record.